AUGGCCUCUGGAAUGCACAUGUCAAGCCCUAUGUGCCUCAUUGAGAACUUUAGAGGGAAAUUACAGGUUAAUCAAAAAGCUCUGGAAAUCCUGUCUGCCAUCAUGCAACCUGUGGUGGUGGUGGCUAUCGUGGGCCUCUACCGCACAGGCAAAUCCUACCUGAUGAACAAGAUGGCUGAGAAGGAAAGAGGUUUUUCUAUGGGCUCCACUGUACAGUCUCACACAAAAGGAAUCUGGAUGUGGUGUGUGCCUCACCCCAAGAAGCUAAAACACACCCUAGUUCUGCUUGACACCGAGGGACUGGGCGAUGCUGAGAAAGGGGACAACCAGAAUGACUGCGGGAUCUUUGCCCUGGCCAUACUUCUGAGCAGUACCUUUGUGUACAACAGCAUGGGUCCCAUCAACCAGCAGGCCAUGGACCAGCUGCACUAUGUGACAGAGUUGACCAAGCAAAUCAGAGCAAAGUCUUCACCGGAUGAGAAUGAGGCAGAGGACUCAGCUGACUUUGUGAGCUUCUUUCCAGACUUUGUGUGGAGUUUGAGAGAUAUGACCCUGAAGUUAGAAGUCAAUGGACAAUCCAUCACAGCAGAUGAGUACUUGGAGAACUCCUUGAAGCUAAAGCAAGGUACCAGUGAGGAAGCUGAAAAAUUCCACUUGCCCCGACUCUGUAUUCGAAAGUUCUUUCCAAGUAAGAAAUGCUUUAUCUUCUAUCCACUCACUGAAUGGAAGAAGCUUAGAAACUUGGAGAACCUGCAUGAUAAUGAGCUAGAUUCUGAUUUCGUGCAUCAAAUAACAGAAUUCUGUUCAUACAUCCUCAAUCACUCAAAAAUUAAAACUCUUCCAGGAGGCAUCAAAGUCAUUGGACCUGGUCUAGUGAGCCUGGUGCAGACAUAUGUUGGUGCUAUCAAAAGUGGGGAGCUGCCCUGCAUAGAGAACGCAGUCCUGGAUUUGGCCUGGGUAGAGAACUGGGCUGCAGUGCAAAAGGCCAUUGCUCACUAUGACCAGGAGAAGAGCCGGAAGGUGCAGCUCCCCACAGACACACUCCAGGAGCUGCUGGAACUGCACAGGGCCUGUGAGGAAAAGGCCAUUGAGGUCUUCAUGGAGAAUUCUUUCCAGAAUAUGGACCAUUUGUUUCAAAAGGAAUUAGUGUCUCAACUAGAAAAAAGGUGUGAUGAGUUUUGCAAACGCAAUAUGGAUGCUUCCUCAAGUCGGUUCAGGGCGUUACUUCAGGAUCUUUUCAGUCCUCUAGAAGAAGAUCUGAAGCAAGGACUUUUUGCUCGGCCAGGAGGUUACAAUCUCCUCAUAAAAAAGACAAAAAUGUUGACGGAAAAGUACCUUGAAGAACCGAGGUGGAAGGGUAUCCAAGCUGAAGAGAUCCUGCAGACUUACUUGAAGUCCAAGGAAACUAUAACUAAUGCAAUUCAACAAACAGAUCAGGCUCUCACAGCCAAAGAGAAGGAUAUUGAAAUGGAUCAGAUGAAAGCUGAAUCUGCACAAGCAAGUGAGAAAGUGUUGGAGGAAAUGCAAGGGAAGUAUGACAAGAUAAUGGAAGCUAAAGAAAGGAAUUUUCAGGAACUCAUCGAACAGUUGAAAGCAGAACAGGAAAGAUCUCAGUUAAUGGUACAACAAGGCAGGAAUCUAGCUCUAAAACUUCAGGAACCGGCCCAACUACUGAAAGAGGAAUUUCAAUCAGAGAGCAGACAGCUUCAUAACGAGAUACAAAAUCUCCAGAAGAAGCUGUCAGCAUCAAAGCCUUUAUGUGUCAUAAGUUGAAGACCUAAAGAAGUACAUUAUUUUUUUAAAAUAUCAACCUAUCUCAAGACAUAGAUAAAGCAAGUUCAGAAUUUGAAACAUAUGUCAGUUCCCUUAGUAGUAAGUAGGUCUCCUAUCAUAACAGCAAAAACAUUCAGAACAA
This is a messenger RNA of Perognathus longimembris pacificus (Pacific pocket mouse), 1915 nucleotides long. RefSeq names its product guanylate-binding protein 1-like. Gene Ontology annotation, molecular function: GTP binding; GTPase activity. Bases 1 to 1773 code for a protein of 590 amino acids. The record is from RefSeq and is a predicted model, not a curated record. NCBI's taxonomy places the organism in Eukaryota, Metazoa, Chordata, Mammalia, Rodentia, Heteromyidae. The transcript is spliced from 11 exons.